AUGCUGGAAACUGCCAGUCUGCAAGAACCUUGGUACGUCACCUGCGACGGCGACGUCACCUGCGAGUUCCGCGGAACCCCUGACGCCGUCACCAGCUGGACCAUCCGCGGCACUGGACCAUCCAGCGACGGCCGUGACGCCGUCACCAGCUGGACCAUCCGUGGCACUGGACCAUCCAGCGAAGGCCGUGACGCCGUCACCAGCUGGACCAUCCGCGGCCCUGGACCAUCCAGCGACGGCCGUGACGCCGUCACCAGCUGGACCAUUCGCGGCACUGGACCAUCCAGCGACGGCCGUGGCGUCGACUCUGCCAGUGCCGGAGACGACGGCGACGUCACCUGCGAGUUCCGCGGAACCCCUGACGCCGUCACCAGCUGGACCAUCCGCGGCCCUGGACCAUCCAGCGACGGCCGUGACGCCGUCACCAGCUGGACCAUCCGCGGCCCUGGACCAUCCAGCGACGGCCGUGACGCCGUCACCAGCUGGACCAUCCGCGGCCCUGGACCAUCCAGCGACGGCCGUGACGCCGUCACCAGCUGGACCAUCCGCGGCACUGGACCAUCCAGCGACGGCCAUGGCGUCGACUCUGCCAGUGCCGGAGACGACGGCGACGUCACCUGCGCCGCUGGUGUCAACACCGCAUGGACAUCAGCUGCGAGCUGGUAAACGGCGGUGGAGUGGAAGCAGAGCGCGCAAGCCACCAGCCAGCUGACUCAGAGCCCAGGGGGCGUUCGCCACCAACAUCCGCACGGCGCAGCUGCAGAGGUGAUUUCUGCCAUGGAGCAGCAUCCGCGGCUCCAUGACAUCAUCCUUCCAUCAUUCUCCAUCAUCAUUUCCGGAGCUCACCCGACGGCGGAGCUGGCGACGCCCGCGCCCCGCCUGGCCGUCCAGCCUGCGCGCUCCGCCGCGCGCCGCGGGCCCGGCUCGCCGAGACGUCCGGCUUAGGUCGGCGUUUGAGGCGCGGCGGGGGGCAACGUCUCUGUGCCCUGCUCCGGGUCCCCGCCGCCUGCGGUCUCUUCUGCUGCCGCCACUGAGGGGAACGGCUCUUCUUUGAAGACAUCAUCGGUCGACGGUGAUGCUGGCGGGCCGGUGGCGGCGUGCCCCGUCGGCAGCGCGCCUGGGGAGGACGCUGGUGACGACGAAUCUUCAUCGCCGUCGGCACCGGUCGCGAGCGAGUCGCUGUUUAGUUGGCCUGCUACUGUGCCAAAAAGUGCGACUGUGGCCAGACUGGUAUACGAUUUGUCAGUGCUUACGCCCCUCUUGCCGUGCCGGCCGUGCUCUUUGCCGUCUAUUGGGGAUGCGUUAGAGUUAUCGUUUUGGGGUUUAUACCGGUAUCAAGAUUGAUUUAAAAGAUGGAUUUCAUCACAUUUCUCGCGCACGUUCCACACGUCCUUUUGGUCUUUUGUAUGAUGGUAAAACGUGCUUAUACCUUUUCUCUGUUACCAAUGGGCCCUAUUAGGUACUGCAUCUCCUGCAUUAUUAGGUAGAGAUGCAGUACCAUUAUUAGGUACUGCAUUAUUAGGUACUGAAGGAGAUGCAGUUAGGUACUGCAUCUCCGAAGGAGAUGCAGUACCUAACAGAUGCUUUCAGUGAACUUGUAGAGUCGAGAUUUAACGUCAGGUGUUUGGCGUAUUUAGAUGAUUUUCUUUUCAUGUCCAAGGACGCUGAAUGGUAUCGCUGCGUUUCUGACUAGUGUUGGGUUGUGUAUUAAUUUCAAUAAAUUAGUUCUCGUUCCGUUGCAUGUUUUUACGUUUCUUGGUGUGUCGAUUGACUUUGGGCGUGAUUCUGCGCGUGUUCAGGAUAAUGCCUUGUCUUGUCACUAUUGCGGGAUGGCCGUGGUCCAAGCACAGUCGCUGUGACAGACGGUUCGAUGUGUCGACCAAUCAUGCUGCUUCGUUUUUGGCGCCUUGUGUGUUGUCCGGUCUGUCAAGACUCAGCUGGCUCAGUCUCGACUCUGGCUCUGGCUGGCUCAGUCUCAGUCUCAUCAGAGAGCGAAAGGAGCUGCGCGCGCGGCUGCAGCAAUUCAUCGGCGGCGGCGCUGUGAACGCUGUGUCGGCGGCGCGCGAACAGGAGCUGAUCGCGCUAAACGAGGACCGCCAGCAGCUUGUCCAUCUGCAGCAGCUGGUGUUGCAGCUGAUGGGCGGCCAGCAGCUGGCGGCGGUCGCUACCCCCCCCCCCGCCGGUCCUGUGUGCGGGGACCGCCGCGCCCGGCAGUGAUGGAGGGUACUAUGGCGGUGUUACAUUCCUAACUGUUGUCACAUAUCAACUGAGAACCGUCCGGCCGGAGGCAGUUAACGCCGGCCGGCACCUACUCACCGUGGCCGUAUUUUUUUAUAUGGAGAGAGGAGAGAGGAGAGAGAGGACAUCAGGUUGUCAGAGAAAUAAAGUGUAUAUUUAUUAUUUGAA
Amphibalanus amphitrite is the source of this 2406-nucleotide messenger RNA. Its product is annotated as polysialoglycoprotein-like. The record is from RefSeq and is a predicted model, not a curated record. NCBI's taxonomy places the organism in Eukaryota, Metazoa, Arthropoda, Thecostraca, Balanomorpha, Balanidae. Bases 1 to 666 code for a protein of 221 amino acids. The transcript is spliced from 3 exons.